AUGCGCCUUGCGACCAUCACAGCUUGCCUACUGUUUGGCUACUCGGCUACUUCUACAGUAAUUGAGUCUUCAGCCCUUUCGCUAUCAAAUAGCACCAUUUGUGCCGAUGUACACAUUUUGAUUGCACGCGGGACAACGGAGUCUUACCCCGGUUCUCUCAGCACUUUGGCAGAACUGAUCACUUCGAAGAACGAAAACACGACUUAUGAGAAUCUCAUAUACCCAGCUACAGACGAGACAACAACCAACAGCUAUCAUGUCGGAAUCAAAGCUGCACGAAAACAGCUAACUAGUUUCGUUGAGCGGUGCGGUCACACUGGCUCUAAGCUCGUCAUACUUGCCUACUCCCAGGGAGCAAUGGUAAUUGCAGACACUCUCGCCGGUGGCGGCGGCGACUCGACUUUGGGCAAUUUGACUGCCCCAAUUGGAUUGGAUCUCGGCAAGCACAUCGAUGCUGUUGUUUUUUACGGUGAUCCUCGCCACGCCCCUAACCAGCCAUAUAACCAGGGCCUCGGAACCUUCAAUGUCACUGGAAAAUACCCUCGUCGAGAGGAUCAAGUGCAGUAUUUGACUAGACACUAUGGGCAUGUCAUCCAUGACUUUUGUAAUGUGGGCGAUCCUGUGUGUGCCAGCGGGUCUAACCUCACAGCCCAUAUGGUCUAUCCUGAUAUUUGGGACAAGACCGCUGUGAGCUGGGUUCAAAGUGUUCUAGAGCGAUCUUAA
Penicillium nucicola is the source of this 723-nucleotide messenger RNA. RefSeq lists its product as uncharacterized. The coding region runs from base 1 to 723 and encodes 240 amino acids. Gene Ontology annotation, molecular function: hydrolase activity. The transcript has 4 exons. The record is from RefSeq and is a predicted model, not a curated record. Lineage: Eukaryota; Fungi; Ascomycota; Eurotiomycetes; Eurotiales; Aspergillaceae.